Messenger RNA from Oppia nitens, 1385 nucleotides. Its product is annotated as acetylcholine receptor subunit alpha-type acr-16-like. Gene Ontology annotation, cellular component: membrane; synapse; neuron projection. NCBI's taxonomy places the organism in Eukaryota, Metazoa, Arthropoda, Arachnida, Sarcoptiformes, Oppiidae. Gene Ontology annotation, biological process: monoatomic ion transmembrane transport; chemical synaptic transmission; signal transduction. The transcript has 6 exons. The record is from RefSeq and is a predicted model, not a curated record. The coding region runs from base 86 to 1297 and encodes 403 amino acids. Gene Ontology annotation, molecular function: extracellular ligand-gated monoatomic ion channel activity; transmembrane signaling receptor activity; neurotransmitter receptor activity.
UAAUUUAUUAUUUAAACUUUGCUAUUGAAUAAAAUAUUGUUAUAGUUUUUUUUUUAAUUAUAAUAUUAAUUUUCAAAAAAUUAUCAUGUAUAAAAUACGAGAGCUAUUAGUUAUUAUAAUAUAUUUUAUUGUAGUUUAUGCGGAAAAUAAUAAACUAAAAUCUACUAUAACAACAGAUGAUUUAAAGCAAUUGCGUAAAUAUUUGUUUAUCACCCAAUCGUAUGACAAGUUUGUCCGACCUAUACCUAAAUCGGGCGGAAACACGACUGUCAACAUUGACUUCGGUUUAAUUCAUAUAACAGAGUUUAAUGUCAAAUCACAAACACUUACUGUCGAGGGUUGGCCGAAAAUAAACUGGACUGACGACGGUCUCCGAUGGGAUAAUAAAGAGGAGUUUAAAAACAUAGCUGUCCUACGUAUGCCUUCCGAUCAAAUAUAUAAACCUGAUUUAAUGGCAUACAAUGGCAUAGAGCAUAGUACUACAAAAAUGACUAAUACUAAUGCAUUGGUAUAUCCCAAUGGGAUGGUAUUGUGGGUAACGCCGAUCACAUUGAAAGCCCUGUGCAAAGUAGACCUCUCCCGAUGGCCAUACGAUAGACAUUUGUGUUUUAUUCAAUUUGGCUCAUGGACCAUGGAUGGAUUUACUAUGGAUCUAACUGCCAAUAAUGAUGGCAAAAGUUUUCUUAAUAAUUUCUAUGAAAACACUGAAUUUGACGUCAAAUUUGUGAACGUGACCCGAGUGGUCAAGUAUUACUCGUGUUGUACCGAACCGUAUCCGUCGGUGACUUACUAUUUUGAAUUGCAACGACAGCCGACACUUUAUCACUACACAAUAACUGUACCGGCAAUUAUGGCCAUUAUAGCUAGUUUGGCCAUAUUUUUGUUACCCGUGCGCUCAGGACUACGAUUUGUAUUGAAUUCAGUUAGCUUUAUUGUAUUGUCCAGUAUUUUAGUCAAUUUGGGUGCACAGUUUGGUGUUUCUACGCUAGGAGUUCCCGUUGCUGUUCAUUUUAUAAGUGUGUCGACACUGUUUGUCGGUUUAUUACAACUAUGGCUUACAAUUGCAUACAGUACUUCAUUUUUUCCGAUAAGAUUCAUAAAAGUGAUGUUUCAAACCUAUAGAAAGACCACUACCACUGAACACGAGGAACAACAUCUAACAAAAUCAACUAAACCUGAGAUGGAGGACAUCCUAAAAGAGUCAGAUCAGACAAAAAGUCAAAUAUUUGUGUUAAUUAUAGAUAAGUUUGUUUUUGUAGUCUAUGUUUUUGCACUAUUGUAUAACUUAGUUGUUUAAAAUUUAAAAAUUUUUAUAAGUUUUUGUUAUAAUAAGCAAUUAUCACAAUAUAAAACCCUUUCAACUUUAUACAGUAUAUAUAUUUUUU